GCCGCCGCCGCAGUCCGCAGCCAUCCCAGCCCGGCAGCCCUCUGCUCCGCUACUCUCCGCGCAUCAAUCCGAGUCGGUUCGCGGGAGCGAGCAGAGGAGGGGACCGCAACCUGCACCGAGAGCUAGAGGAGUCCGCUCUCCGCAACCGGCAGCCGGGCCCCUAGCUGCGGCAGCGGCCGCCCGUGGCCAGGCGGUGCCAACCCGCAGGGUGGCGGAGAGCGGUGGGGCGGGGGCGGCCGGUGGCCGGAGGCAAAGCUUGCGGGCAGCAUGGCGGGGCUGCGGCCCAGGCGGGGCUCCGGACUCCCGCUGCUGGUGCUGUCCACGCUUGGCUUCUGCCUGAUGCUGCAAGUCAGUGCCAAGAGGCCCCCCAAAACGCCCCCCUGCCCCCCCAGCUGCUCCUGCACCAGGGACACGGCCUUCUGCGUGGACUCUAAAGCAGUGCCCAGGAACCUGCCCUCCGAGGUCAUCUCUCUGACGCUGGUGAAUGCUGCUUUCUCAGAGAUCCAGGACGGAGCGUUCUCCCACCUGCCACUGCUGCAGUUCUUGUUACUCAACUCCAAUAAGUUUACGCUGAUCGGAGACAACUCCUUCACGGGACUGUCGCAUCUGCAGUACCUCUUCAUUGAGAACAAUGACAUCUGGGCACUAUCCAAGUUUACUUUCAGGGGACUCAAGUCUUUAACACACCUCUCACUGGCCAACAAUAACCUGCAGACGCUGCCUAGAGACAUCUUUCGGCCCCUGGACAUCCUGAGUGACUUGGACCUGCGGGGCAACUCCCUUCACUGUGACUGCAAGGUGAAGUGGCUGGUGGAGUGGCUGGCACACACCAACACUACAGUGGCUCCCAUUUAUUGUGCCAGCCCGCCCCGCUUCCAGGAGCACAAGGUGCAGGACUUGCCACUGCGGGAGUUCGACUGCAUCACCACAGAUUUCGUGCUGUACCAGACCCUGUCCUUCCCGGCGGUGUCAGCUGAACCUUUCCUUUACUCCAGCGACCUCUAUGUGGCUCUGGCCCAGCCGGGUGCCAGUGCUUGCGCUGUCCUCAAGUGGGACUAUGUUGAACGGCAGCUUCGAGACUAUGAUAGAAUCCCAGCCCCCUCUGCGGUGCACUGCAAGCCCAUGGUGGUGGACAGCCAGCUGUAUGUGGUGGUAGCCCAGCUGUUUGGAGGCUCUUACAUUUACCACUGGGACCCCAACACCACGCGCUUCACCAAGCUGCAGGACAUCGACCCGCAGCGCGUGCGCAAGCCGAACGACCUGGAGGCCUUCCGCAUCGAUGGCGACUGGUAUUUUGCCGUGGCGGAUAGCUCCAAGGCCGGUGCCACCAGCCUCUACCGCUGGCAUCAGAAUGGCUUCUAUUCCCACCAGGCCUUGCACGCCUGGCACCGCGACACCGACCUGGAGUUUGUGGAUGGUGAGGGCAAGCCUCGGCUGAUUGUGUCGAGCAGCUCCCAGGCUCCCGUCAUCUAUCAGUGGAGUCGCACCCAGAAGCAGUUUGUGGCCCAAGGUGAGGUGACUCAGGUGCCUGACGCCCAGUCUGUGAAACACUUCCGUGCCGGGCGUGACAGCUACCUGUGCCUCAGUCGCUACAUCGGGGACUCUAAGAUUCUUCGCUGGGAGGGCAGCCGCUUUUCCGAGGUGCAGGCCCUGCCCUCCCGGGGCUCCCUGGCUCUGCAGCCCUUCCUCGUGGGUGGCCGCCGCUACCUGGCGCUGGGCAGUGACUUCUCCUUCACCCAGAUCUACCAGUGGGAUGAGGGGCGGCAGAAGUUUGUGCGGUUCCAGGAGCUGGCUGUGCAGGCCCCUCGGGCCUUUUGUUACAUGCCUGCUGGGGACGCCCAGCUGCUCCUGGCCCCCAGCUUCAAGGGACAGACACUUGUGUACCGACACGUAGUGGUGGAUCUCAGUGCCUAGAGGGGUGCCCAGACCUCUGGGUUGGAGGCUGAGGGGGAGCCUCUGUGUGAGCAGCAUGUGUGCCCAUGUGAAGACACAUGUAGCCAACCUCAUGCACACACACUUUCCUGGUGAGCAUGGGCACCACGUGGAUUGGCCCUGGGAGCCACGAAUCAUAGUUGUAAUCAGCAUGAGGCCUCAUAUAUACACCAGGAAACCCAGCGCCUGGGGCCCUUCUGUCUGUGGACACCUGUGGGCCCCACACCCCAUCUGCAGGCCCCCUUGCUCUGCCUUCCACAUGCUCUAGCCUGGGGAGGGGUAGGGGUGCUGGGAGGGAGGGUCUUGGGCUACUCCUUGUGACCCUCUGUUCUCUCCUGUUAUCUGUUCUCUCCUGUUGGUGCUCCAGGUGUCUGUUUAACCUGUUCAUGCCCCACCUAGCAGCCAUGACCACAUCCUUCCUACUGUGGGUAUACUCGCCCACGCUCUGCUCCGUCUGCAUGCGCACGUGGACACUGGCCUGCACCCUCAGUCACACACACACACACACACACCUGUCCACACCCCUGAUUUCCCUGCAGAUUCAGCGUGGCCGAAAGGGGCUCCCCAUCAUUGUCUUGCCCCUCUUCUUGGAGGGGGCACAUAGUACUGUCCUCCUCUGCUCACCCCUAGUAUGCCGACCCUGCAGCUGAUAAGGAUGGGAAUAGUGGUGCCAGCCUCUGAGCACCAGCUUGAUCUCCUGGGGGCAAAGCCCUUCUGCCCAAAGCAGUAACAACAGCCCCGGCAGACCCUGAUUUCUUCCUAGUGCUGGCUCUGUUCUCACUGGAUUUUCCUUCUCUGACCCUUCAUGGACAGGAGACCACCCAGACAAAAGCUUUUCUGCUUUUCUUUCCUGUAGCUGUCCCAGCCUCAGAUCCCCACCCCUUGGUUCAGCCCCUCCUUUGAGAUGUGGACCCCGAGCUGUGCUGGCUUCUUUGGAUGGGUCCAAGAGCUGGUCAAGCCAGGGGCCCUGCAAGCACUUGAACCAUCUGGGUGGAUGCCAGGAGUAGAGCUGGACUGGAGAGCAUCUUGGGGUCCCUGGCACCCCUCCCGUCCACAGAGGCACACACCAGGGCAAACUGAGUGGUAGAGGGGUGAGAGCCCUAUGGAGUGGCACCUGGGAGCCAAGCUUCUGCUGCCCUCUGCUGUGCGCUGGGGAUAGCUGUGAGGUGCAAGGCGGGUAAAGAAGGCAUGGGGAGGGUAGGCUCUUCCUGUGCCCAGACUGUGUGAGGGGCUCCUGGUGGCAGGAUGCUGGGGGCACUUGGGGGCAAUGCUAUAAUUCACUUGCUUCAAAUAAAAAGUUCCCACCCCAUU
Hipposideros armiger (great roundleaf bat) is the source of this 3243-nucleotide messenger RNA. RefSeq names its product leucine rich repeat LGI family member 3 (gene LGI3). Gene Ontology annotation, cellular component: synaptic vesicle. Bases 268 to 1914 code for a protein of 548 amino acids. The transcript is spliced from 8 exons. Gene Ontology annotation, molecular function: protein binding. Lineage: Eukaryota; Metazoa; Chordata; Mammalia; Chiroptera; Hipposideridae. Gene Ontology annotation, biological process: regulation of exocytosis. The record is from RefSeq and is a predicted model, not a curated record.